Messenger RNA from Odobenus rosmarus divergens (Pacific walrus), 7685 nucleotides. It is a transcript of the gene MYLK, whose product is annotated as myosin light chain kinase. The coding region runs from base 1 to 5760 and encodes 1919 amino acids. The transcript has 32 exons. NCBI's taxonomy places the organism in Eukaryota, Metazoa, Chordata, Mammalia, Carnivora, Odobenidae. The record is from RefSeq and is a predicted model, not a curated record. Gene Ontology annotation, biological process: protein phosphorylation. Gene Ontology annotation, molecular function: ATP binding; protein binding; protein kinase activity.
AUGGGGGAUGUGAAGCUGGCUGCCUCAACCCAGGUUUCUAAAACCUCCGUCAGUGUGGAUCGCCCGAGAGUCGGUUCCGUGUCCCUGACCGAGGCCCCUGCUUUCAUUGUGCCCCCUCGGAACCUCUGCAUCAGAGAAGGAGCCACUGCCAAGUUUGAAGGGAGGGUCCGGGGUUACCCAGAGCCCCACGUGACGUGGCACCGAAAUGGGCAACCCAUCACCGGUGGGGGCCGCUUCCUGCUGGAUUGUGGUAUCCGGGGAGCUUUCAGCCUUGUGAUUCAUGCUGUCUGUGAGGAAGACAAGGGAAAGUAUACCUGUGAAGCCACCAAUGAUAGUGGUGCCCGCCAGGUGACAGUGGAGUUGACGGUGGAAGGGGGCUUUAUGAAGAAGCAUGGCCAGCCUGCUGUUUCCAAAACCUUGGGAGACAGAUUUGCAGCCCCUGCCAUGGAGACCCGUCCUAGCAUCUGGGGAGCGUGCCCACCAAAGUUUGCUACCAAGUUGGGCCGAGCCGUAGUCAAAGAAGGGCAGAUGGGGCGGUUUUCCUGCAAGAUCACUGGCCGGCCCCAGCCGCAGGUCACCUGGCUCAAGGGAGAGGUUCCCCUGCAGCCAAGUGCCCGUGUGUCUAUGUCUGAGAAGAAUGGGGUACAAGUUCUGGAAAUCCAUGAGGUCAGCCACGAUGACGUGGGAGUAUACACGUGCCUGGUGGUGAAUGGGUCAGGGAAGGCCUCCAUGUCGGCCGAGCUUUCUAUCCAAGGUUUGGACAAUGCCAGUAGGUCAUUGGUGAGAGGAACAAAGGCUGCCAAUGCAGAUAUCAGGAAGGAAGUGACCAAUGGAACCACACAGGGGCCGAAACUGGACAGCCUUGCGUCUGCUGCCGAGAGAAAGAACUGCUCCAAUACCCAGAGAGGGGGCUCCCCGACCUGGGCCACAAGUAGUCAGCCUCCGCCCCUGCGGGAGUCCCAGCUGGAGUCGUCCGGGGACCCACCCAGGAAGGCCCUGAGGAGCCCCGUCCUACAAAAGACUUCUAGCACCAUCACCCUGCAGGCUGCAAAAGUCCAGCCAGAACCAAGAGCACUGGUCUCGGGUGCCCCCUCGUCUUCCAGAGAAGAGAGGGAGAGGCCAGCUGCGUACCCCCCAGCCACCCUCCCCACCAAGCAGUCCGGCCUGGGAAGCCAGGAGGUGGUGAGCAAGGUUGCUACAAGGAAAAUCCCCAUGGAGAGCCAGAGGGAUUCCACCUUCCCCAAAUUUGAGAGCAAACCCCAAAGCCAGGAAGUCAGUGAAGAUCAGACAGUCAAGUUCAGAUGCGAGGUUUCAGGGACCCCAAAGCCUGAAGUGACCUGGUUCCUGGAAGGUGCCCCUGUGAGGAUUCGAGAAGGCAUGGUUGAGGUUUAUGAAGAAGGCGGAUGCCAUUACCUCUGCCUGCUGAGAGCGCGGGCCAGAGACAGUGGGAGCUAUAGCUGCACGGCCUGCAAUGUCCGAGGCCAGGUGUCCUGCAGUUGGACCCUCCUGGUGAAACGGCUGGCCGCGACGGAGGUGGCACCGUCUUUCUCCAGGGUCCUGAAGGAUUGCACUGUCAUCGAGGGCCAGGACUUUGUGCUGCAGUGCUCUGUGCAGGGGACCCCGGUCCCCCAAAUCACUUGGCUGCUCAAUGAGCAGCCCAUCCAGUAUGCUCACUCGUCCUGCGAGGCCGGUGUGGCUGAGCUCCACAUCCAGGACGCCCUGCCAGAAGAUGAUGGCACCUACACCUGUCUGGCCAAGAACACCGUGGGGCAGGUGUCCUGCAGCGCCCGGGUCACUGUCCAUGAAAAGAAGAGUGACAGGAAGAGCGGGUACCCUCUGCCCGUGGCUCCCAGCAAGCCAGUCGCGCCCCUCUUCCUGCAGGGCCUCUCCGACCUCAAAGUCAUGGAUGGAAGCCAGGUCACCAUGACAGUCCAGGUGUCAGGGAACCCACCCCCUGAGGUCAUCUGGCUUCAUGACGGGAAUGAGAUCCAGGAGUCGGAGGACUUCCACUUUGAGCAGAGAGGCACUCGGCACAGCCUUUGUAUCCAGGAGGUGUUCCCGGAGGACACGGGCACAUACACCUGUGAAGCCUGGAACAGUGCCGGAGAAGUCCGCACCCAGGCGGUGCUCAUGGUACAAGAGCCUCAGGAUGGCACCCAGCCCUGGUUCAUCAGCAAGCCCCGCUCAGUGACAGCCUCCCUAGGCCAGAGUGUCCUCAUCUCCUGUGCCAUCGCUGGGGACCCCUUCCCCACUGUGCACUGGCUGCGCGAUGGCAAAGCCCUCUCCAAAGACACUGGCCACUCCGAGGUGCUACAGAAUGAGGACGUGUUCACGCUGGUUCUAAAGAAUGUGCAGCCUUGGCAUGCCGGCCAGUAUGAGAUCCUGCUCAAGAACCGGGUUGGCGAAUGCAGUUGCCAGGUGUCACUGACGCUACAGAGCAGCCCCAGCAGAGCGCCCCUGCGGGGGAGGGAGCCUGUCAGCUGUGAGGGCCUCUGCAGCCAGGGAGCCCAUGCUCAUGGUGGUGGCGGCGACCACUAUGGGACCCUGAGGCCUGGCUGGCCAGCGAAAGGGCAGGGUUGGCCAGAGGAGGACCACGGUGAGGACGUGCGGGGCUUGCUGAAGAGGCGUGUGGAGACCCGGCAGCACACUGAGGAGGCCGUCCGCCAGCAGGAGGUAGAACAGCUAGACUUCCGUGACCUCCUGGGGAAGAAGGUGAGUACCAAGACCCUGUCAGAAGAAGACCUCAAGGAGAUCCCAGCUGAGCAGAUGGAUUUCCGUGCGAACCUGCAGCGGCAGGUGAAGCCUAAGACUGUGUCAGAGGAAGAGAGGAAGGUGCACAGCCCUCAGCAAGUCGACUUCCGCUCGGUCCUGGCCAAAAAGGGGACUCCUAAGACCCCGGUGCCUGAGAAGGCACCACUUCCCAAACCUGCCACCCCAGACUUCCGCUCAGUGUUAGGCAGCAAGAAAAAAUUACCAGCAGAGAAUGGUAGCAACAAUGCUGAGGCCUUGAAUGCCAAGGCAGCAGAAAGUCCCAAGGCCGUGAGCAAUGCCCAGCCUUUAGGGUCCCUGAAACCCUUGGGCAAUGCCAAGCCUGCUGAGACCCUAAAACCUACCCCGAAACCCAUGGGCAAUGCCAAGCCUGCUGAGACCCCAAAACCCAUGGGUAACGCCAAGCCUGCUGAGACCCCGAAACCAGCUGGGAAGGAAGAACUCAAGAAGGAGGUUAAGAAUGAUGUGAACUGUAAGAGGGGGCAUGCAGGAGCCACAGAUAAUGAAAACAGGUCAGAGAACCAAGGGACAGCCCCAACCUUCAAGGAGAAGCUACAAGAUGUCCAUGUGACAGAGGGCGAAAAGCUGCUACUCCAGUGUCAGGUGUCCUCUGACCCCCCAGCCACCAUCACCUGGACGCUGAAUGGAAAGACACUCAAGACCACCAAGUUCAUCAUCCUCUCCCAAGAAGGCUCACUGUGCUCUGUCUCCAUCGAGAAGGCACUGCCCGAGGACAGAGGCUUAUACAAGUGCAUAGCCAAGAAUGGCGCCGGCCAGGCUGAGUGCUCCUGCCAAGUCACCGUGGACGAUGCUCCCACCAAGGAGAAUGCCAAGGCCCCGGAGAUGAAAGCCCGGAGGCCCAAGAGCUCUCUUCCUCCCGUGCUAGGAACAGAGAGUGAUGCAACUGUGAAAAAGAAACCCGCCCCCAAGACACCUCCGAAGGCAGCCAUGCCCCCUCAGAUCAUCCAGUUUCCCGAGGACCAAAAGGUGCGCGCAGGAGAGUCUGUGGAGCUGUUUGGUAAAGUGGCAGGCACCCAGCCCAUCACCAGUACUUGGAUGAAGUUCCGAAAGCAGAUCCAGGAGAGCGAGCACAUCAAGGUGGAGAACAGCGAGAAUGGCAGCAGGCUCACCAUCCUGGCCGCAUGCCAGGAACACUGUGGCUGCUACACUCUGCUGGUGGAGAACAAGCUGGGCAGCAGGCAGGCCCAGGUCAACCUCACUGUCGUGGACAAGCCAGACCCCCCAGCCGGCACGCCUUGUGCCUCUGACAUCCGGAGCUCCUCGUUGACCCUGUCCUGGUAUGGCUCCUCAUAUGAUGGGGGCAGUGCCGUGCAGUCCUACAGCGUCGAGAUCUGGGACUCGGUGGACAAAACGUGGAAGGAACUAGCCACAUGCCGCAGCACCUCUUUUAACGUCCAGGACCUGCUGCCUGACCGAGAGUAUAAAUUCCGUGUGCGUGCCAUCAACGUGUAUGGAACCAGUGAGCCGAGCCAGGAGUCUGAACUCACAGCAGUGGGAGAAAAACCAGAGGAGCCAAAGGACGAAGUGGAGGUGUCAGAUGAUGAUGAGAAGGAACCUGAGAUCGACUACCGGAACGUGACCGUCAACACUGAACAAAAAGUGUCUGACUUCUAUGACAUCGAAGAGAGACUAGGCUCUGGGAAAUUUGGACAGGUCUUUCGACUCGUAGAAAAGAAAACUAGAAAAAUCUGGGCAGGGAAAUUCUUCAAGGCAUAUUCCGCAAAAGAGAAAGAGAAUAUCCGGCAGGAGAUCAGCAUCAUGAACUGCCUCCACCACCCCAAGCUGGUCCAGUGUGUGGAUGCCUUCGAAGAAAAGGCCAACAUUGUCAUGGUCCUGGAGAUCGUGUCGGGGGGUGAGCUGUUCGAGCGCAUCAUUGACGAGGACUUCGAGCUGACAGAGCGGGAGUGCAUCCAGUACAUGAGGCAGAUAUCGGAGGGGGUGGAGUACAUCCACAAGCAGGGCAUCGUCCACCUGGACCUCAAGCCCGAGAACAUCAUGUGUGUCAAUAAGACCGGCACCAGAAUCAAGCUCAUCGACUUUGGUCUGGCCAGAAAGCUGGAGAAUGCGGGGUCUCUGAAGGUCCUCUUUGGCACCCCAGAGUUUGUGGCACCGGAAGUGAUCAACUAUGAGCCCAUUGGCUAUGCCACGGACAUGUGGAGUAUUGGAGUCAUCUGCUACAUCCUGGUUAGUGGACUUUCCCCCUUCAUGGGUGACAACGACAAUGAAACCCUAGCCAACGUUACCUCAGCCACCUGGGACUUUGAUGACGAAGCGUUCGAUGAGAUCUCUGAGGAUGCCAAGGAUUUUAUCAGCAAUUUGCUGAAGAAAGAUAUGAAAAACCGCCUGGACUGCACCCAGUGCCUUCAGCAUCCAUGGCUUAUGAAAGACACCAAGAACAUGGAGGCCAAGAAACUCUCCAAGGACCGGAUGAAGAAGUACAUGGCAAGAAGGAAAUGGCAGAAAACGGGCAAUGCUGUGAGAGCCAUUGGAAGACUGUCCUCUAUGGCAAUGAUCUCAGGGCUCAGUGGCAGGAAAUCCUCAACAGGGUCACCAACCAGCCCGCUCAAUGCAGAAAAAUUAGAAUCUGAAGAAGAUGUGUCUCAAGCUUUCCUUGAGGCUGUUGCAGAGGAAAAGCCCCAUGUAAAACCCUAUUUCUCUAAGACCAUCCGUGAUUUAGAAGUUGUGGAGGGAAGCGCUGCUAGAUUUGACUGCAAGAUUGAAGGAUACCCAGACCCUGAAGUUGUCUGGUUCAAAGAUGACCAGUCAAUCCGGGAGUCCCGCCACUUCCAGAUAGACUACGACGAGGAUGGGAACUGCUCUUUAAUCAUUAGCGAUGUUUGCGGGGACGACGAUGCCAAGUACACCUGCAAGGCUGUCAACAGUCUCGGAGAAGCCACCUGCACAGCAGAGCUCAUUGUGGAGACCAUGGAGGAAGGGGAAGGGGAAGGGGAAGAAGAAGAGGAAGAGUGAAACAAAGCCAGAGAGAAGAAGCUCCUAAGGCAUAUUACAAAGACUAUUUCUCUAAAGCUCAAAAAAAUCCAAGAUAGUAAAAGCACCUAGUGUGAUAGAUUAUCUAGUUAGGUCAUUUGAGGGUUGAUUGUUCAGCAACAGCAGUUGGUACUAGCAGCAGCUAUUGAUGGGCAUUAACAUGAACUAGUUGGCACCUUAAGAUACUAACACGGCCAGAUUUCAUUUUGAGAAAUUACCAGUAACUUGCCUGAUCUGUUGAUUUUAGAAAGUAACCAAAAGAAAUCUUUAUCUGGGCAAAGUCAUAAAUUCCCUAACUGAAAGCACUCAUGAAAAAUAAGGCCCUGUGCUCACAGCUCAGCCCAGAAGGUCCCUGGAGAUGGAGAUGUGUCUCUCCCAGCUCCUAAUUCCAGAGAACGGCGUCUCCUCCAGUCCUGCAGCACUUCAUUCUGAAAGCAGUUGAGCCAUUUUAACUUACGAGGCCCAUUUGAUUCCAAAGUAUACUAUAGACAUGCAAACUUUUCAUUUCUCUCCCCUGUUCCACCUGCCAGUUUUGCUGGCUCUGAACUUGCCAUGAGUUUAAGCACUAAGGACAUGACGCUUCUUAGAUUCUGAAGACCGGUUCCCUGCUUCGUGGAUGGCUGGCUUCCUUAGGAAAAUAGAAUCUCUUUUCUUCCAAAAUCAGUAGGAAAUCUAAACUUAUCCCCUCUUUGCAGAUGUCUAGCAGCUUCAGACAUUUUUGUAAGAACCCGUGGAAAAAAAAAAAAUCCUUGCUAAUGUGCUUUUCUUCUGAAACCAGGAUUCAUAUUUGUGCUGUUACAGAAUAUCAGCUCUGCAUGUGUGGUAAAGAUGUUUGUGUUUGAAUGUAUGAAAAACCAGUUUGCUGAAAAGUUAGUCUUAAUUAUUUAUCGGCCGCUAUGAAACAGAUUUCAACUGAUGAAGGGCUGUAGAACUGCACGUCCUUUGGAAUCUCCUUCAGGGGAGUCUGACUUUAACACACCUUCCAUUCUAAACACUCGCCAGAGAACCCUACCUACCUUAUGGGGUUCCACAAUGUUUUCUUCUUGAAUGUGCAUCAGUCAGGCCUUGCCCCCAGCCUUCAGAUGUAUCCGUAGACCUGAUAAAUGCACUCAGACUUGCAUCUUUAGGACUUUUUCUUUCACUAUAUUGGCACUUAAAUUUUUCUUUAUAAACUUUUUGAAGGUCAUAAACAAAGACUAUAAACCAAUAUACCUAAUACAUUUCUCUGCGUGUGUGUGUAACAUUCCAAAUACUUUUUCUUUUCCACUGUUUGUAAAGUGCAGCAAUUUCAUAUUUCAAGGGACUUUUUGAUAGUUCCUCAAGAACCAAUUUGAAAUGACUUCAGUGCAACCCUACACAGUAUCAACUUUAGAACUUUGAUAUUAGUCUUAUGUUACCUUUCAUUCUAUUUUUAUCUGCUUUUUGCUGCUAGUUUCAAAUUUGCCAGUAUUUUUCUUUUUGCUUUUUAAGCAGUUAAACAAUUUUUUUCAUAAUAGCCACAGUAUUGCCACAGUUUAUAAUAAAGGGUUUUAAAAUUUGAUUUAGAGCAUUUGAAGCUUUUCUUCACUUAGUUGUGUUUAGACUAUAAUCUUUGUGUGCAUGUGUGUUGUCAUGUGUGUGCCCAUGUGUGGUGUGUGUGUUUGCUACAGGUUUUUAAAGUCUUGAAAUUGUGUUAAUGUUCUCCCAGUUUAUUAUGCCAUCAGAAUGGUAAAUGAGAACACUACGACUGUAGUUAGCUCACAGUUUUUAAAUAAAGGAUACCACAGUGCAUGCUGUUUGUUCAAUCUCUGCAGCCUUCUCUUUCUUGCCAUGCCACCAGCUGGAGACUACCCAAAGCGAUCCUGGAAAUGACAAACAAAUCCUGUGCUGCAUGAAUGGCUUAGAUGGUUGUGCUUCACUAAGGAACA